AUGAUGGCUGUCUCCAAGCGUACUACGCAUAACUUUCCCAACCGCAGGCAAACGUGGCAGGAGCUCAAGUGGAGCUACGAGUGCCAUGCACCUUGAAGUGCCAGAACCAACGCCAUGUCAUUUACAAUAAGCACAAGAGCAACAGCAGCAGGGCAGGGCAGAGCAGAAGGAUGGGCUCACAGCAACAAAGCAUGUGGUUUGCCUUGCCACGCAAAUUUUCAUUAGCGUUGCGCGCGUAUAAAUUAGGAAAAUGAAGCAGCCGCAAUAACAGCAGCAACGGCAGCCACUUGAGUGCAGCAGCAGGUUGGGUCUCAGACUGGAGCCUGCCAGUGGGUGGCCUAACCGCAACAACAACAACACGACAACCAAGAGCUAGCAAUUGUAGGUGCUGCGGUCUGUGGCUGCUGUCAGCUUCAAAGUUGUGUGUGGCCUGCAUUAAUUUAUAUUGUUAAGCAUGAGCUAGAAAAAAGCACGCACAACCUGUCCAAAAACAAGGCAAAACCUGGCUUGACAUGUGCUCACAAAUUCAAAACAAAGAAGAAAUCGCGACAGCUAUUUGGCAAGUCUUUAUUAAGUCUUAUUCGCAAACAACUGCAAUUUCAAAAGCCAUGUGACAACACUUGCUUUUGAAACUUAAACUGGCAGCUCUGCCUGCUUAAUGCGUGCAUUUGAAAUUCAGAUGGGCAGCACUGUCUUCGCCGCAGCAUGACAACAGAGAAAAGUGCUAUGGGCAGCACUGCAUUAUAAGCUGCUCACUCACAUAAGCUGGGCAGCACUGUCUGGUAACACUGACAGUCUGCAAUGCAGCUAGGCAGCACUUGGCCAGCUAAAAAGCUUGUGGCAACAUUGCUGCAUUAGGGCUGGCAACGCCGUUUGUGCUGCGUUUAACAACACUGAAAACGAGAGGCAAACUCUGCGCACGCGUUUUGCACUUUUAGCAUUGUUCAAAAUGGAUUUUAAUUUGCAGCACAAAUAUCGCAAAAGUCAAAUAAAUGGCACCAUUUAUGUGACAACAUGCCAGACCCUGGCCGCAGAGCAGCUCGCGGAUCUGGAAUCGGGCGCCGGCGAGCUGUUUCUUACACGCAUUCACAAGCGCAGCACGCCGGAUCACAUCAUGCAGGUGGCCAUCGAACUGGGCGACGUUUAUAUGCUCCGCUUCAAGAUCGAUUUCUCCGGCUGCAGCCGUGGCUACGCCUAUCUGCAGUACAUUGAUGUCCAGCACAAGGCGCUCGCCCUGGAAAUCCUGCAGCAUCGCUUCCGCGUGGCCCGUCUCAAGGUGCAGGUGCGCGAAUCGCGCAAUCGGAAGACCCUGGUGCUCAACAAUGUUAACCACCUGACGCCGCUGCAGGUGCACCAGGAGUUGCGCCUGGUCGGCCACUAUAUCAAGCUCUCCGUCUACGAGUAUCAGCCGCAGCGUUACAUCUAUCUUAUCCUCUAUCGCAAUAACGACGAGGCCGCCCUUGCCCAUCAUAUGCUGCGCACCCGAAUGUCCAAUUUUGGCGCAAAUGCGUUUAUCGAUUGGCUGGACAAGGGUCAGCCGUUGGACAAGGAUCAACCCGUUGACCCAUUGUCGACCGAUUGCUGUGUCCAGCUGCCGCGCAACGGCCACGCCUUGGACCUGGAGCAGCUGCAAAAUGUGCCCGAUUGCAUUUGCUUUAGGAUUUGAGUGCAAUAUAUGAUGGAAGAUUCUUGUGAGUGUCCUCUAAUUGAAAAAAAAAACAACUGCAAUUAUACUUUUCUUUCCUUUGUGAUUAUAAAUAUUCUGGGUGGCCCGUCAAGCCCGCCUCCA
Drosophila virilis is the source of this 1789-nucleotide messenger RNA. RefSeq names its product tumorous testis (gene tut). NCBI's taxonomy places the organism in Eukaryota, Metazoa, Arthropoda, Insecta, Diptera, Drosophilidae. The record is from RefSeq and is a predicted model, not a curated record. Gene Ontology annotation, molecular function: RNA binding.